ACCAAACUUAUUUUCUGUUGUUUGCAAAAAAACAGGGCGGAUACCCUUGUAAGGGUAUUCGCACCGACAACGGAACGCAUGCGAAAAGCGGCACGGGGGCGCAGAAAGCAAGAGUCACGCGAACCGCAUGCCAGCAAAGCGGAGCGGGGGCCGACGGGGGCAAAGCGGCAGCGGAUGCAAAAAGGAAACACCGCACGAAAAAAGUGGACCUGUGCGCGGUAUCAGCAUAUCGGUGGUGGGGUGGGUGGCAUCGAGGGAUCGGUGGAUAGACGGGCCCGCAUACAAGGAGAAGGAGAAGGAGAGGAAGAAGAAGAAGGACAAAGAAGAGAGAAGAAGAAGAAGAAGAAGAAGAAGAAGAAGAAGAAGAAGAAGAACACGAAGAAGGACGACGAAGAAGAAGAAGAAGAUGAAGACGAAGACGAAGAUGAAGAUGAAGACGACGGAGACGAAGACGAAGAUGAAGACGAAGAAGAUGAAGACGAAUACGAAGACGACGGAGAUGAAGACGAAGACGAAGAUGAAGACGAAGACGAAGACGAAGACGAAGACGAAGACGACGACGACGACAACGACGACGAAGACGAAGACGAAGACGAAGACCAAGACCAAGACGAAGACGAAGACGAAGACGACGACGACGACGACGGAGACGACGAAGACGACGACAAAGACGGUGAAGACGACGACGACGACGACGGCGAAGAAGAAGAAGAAGAAGAAGAAGAAGAAGAAGAAGACAACGACGAUGACGACGACGACGACGACGACGAAGAAGAAGAAGAAGAAGAAGAAGAAGAAGAAGAAGAAGAAGAAGAAGAAGAAGAAGAAGAAGAAGAAGAAGAAGAAGAAGAACAUGCAUCUGAGGAUCUCUAGCUGGGAUAUGGGGGUGUAGUAGAGGUGGGGGAGAAGGAUCUCUCGCUAGGAAAUGGAGGUUUAGUCGA
Chara braunii is the source of this 941-nucleotide messenger RNA. NCBI's taxonomy places the organism in Eukaryota, Viridiplantae, Streptophyta, Charophyceae, Charales, Characeae. The record is from the annotation of a GenBank genome assembly.